This is a messenger RNA of Entrophospora sp. SA101, 188 nucleotides long. NCBI's taxonomy places the organism in Eukaryota, Fungi, Glomeromycota, Glomeromycetes, Entrophosporales, Entrophosporaceae. The record is from the annotation of a GenBank genome assembly.
CACCAAUGUACAUUCUUGAUGAAGUGGAUGCAGCUCUUGAUUUAUCACAUACACAAAACAUUGGACAGCUGUUACGAACUAGAUUUAAAGGAUCACAAUUUAUUGUGAUAUCAUUAAAAGAAGAAUUAUUUAAUAAUGCUAAUGUUUUGUUUAUUGCAAGAUUUAGAGAUGCUACAUCAAUUGUCGAA